AUGCUUCUUUGGAUUGUGUUGCUGAAGGCGGCUCUUUGUGUUGCUAUUGGAAAUGUUACAAGGGACGUUUGUAAGGAGCAGAUCUGCUCCUGCAACGCAAUAGAAGGCGAUUUGCACAUUGACUGUGAAAAGAGGAGCUUUACGAAUCUCCAUCAUUUGACUGGUCCGAGCUCCCAGUUUUACCAUUUAUUACUCCACGGGAAUUCCUUGUCCAGACUGUUCCCCAAUGAGUUUGCUAACUUUUACAAUGCUGUCAGCUUACAUUUGGAGAACAACGGCUUGCACGACAUUGUCCCUGGCGCUUUUCUAGGACUGCAGCUUGUCAAACGGCUGCACAUAAACAACAACAAAAUACGCUCUUUUAAAAAGAACACAUUCCUUGGUUUAGACGAUCUGGAAUACCUACAAGCGGAUUUUAAUCUGCUGAGAGACAUUGACCCAGCUGUGUUCAGGGACUUGAGUAAGCUUGAAGUUCUGAUCCUAAACGACAACCUUAUAACUGCACUCCCGUUGAACGUGUUUCAACAUGUGCCCAUUACGCACCUCGACUUGCGGGGGAAUCGAAUAAAAACGUUGCCUUAUGAGGGAAUACUAGAACAAAUACCUGGCAUAGUAGAGGUUUUAUUGGAGGACAACCCGUGGGACUGUGACUGUGACCUAGUGUCUCUAAAGGAAUGGCUCGAGAAUAUCCCACAGAAUGCUCUCAUCGGGAGUGUCCUCUGCGAGGCACCGACACGACUGCAGGGAAAGGACUUAAACGAGACAUCACAGGCAGACCUGUGCCCUGGAAGUGGGGUAGACUCGGGCAUGGUUGCGCCUCCCACCCAUGACGAGGACCCCGAGUCUGGACCCGAUCCAACGUCUUAUAAAACCGGCGGUGACACGGAGUCCGAAACUCCGGGAAAUAGGCGAAACUGGCAGCUGAAAACGAAACCCACUGCUAUGGCAACGGGGCCGGGCGAGAGGGACCAGCUGUCCAAUGCAUCCUGUCCCCAGUCAUGCAGCUGCAAACUGAUCGGAAUCAGACAAGGACUCGGGGUCAACUGCGAGGGCAAGAGAAUAGAGAGCGUGGCCAAUUUAAAACCCAAACCCCUUAUGGCGCAUGAGCUUGAUCUGCGUGACAACAACAUCCACACUGUGAAAAAGAACCACCUCAGAGGCUACACCAGUCUCACAGUGCUUAGUCUGGGAGAAAAUAACAUCAAAACCAUAGAAAAUGGCACGUUUCAAAACCUCACUGAGCUAAGGUGGCUGUAUAUGGACAAAAAUUACUUGGAUACACUCAUGGCAGAAAUGUUCGUGGGACUGCAGAAUCUGGAAUAUCUCAGUUUGGAAUAUAAUAACAUACAACUCAUCACGCCUGGCGCUUUUAACCCUAUGCCAAUCCUGAGGGUCCUCUUCCUCAACAACAACUUGCUGAAAUCACUACCUGUGGAUGUGUUUCAGGGGGUGGCAUUGUCUAAAAUCAGCCUGCAUAACAAUUAUCUGACAUACAUCCCCGUGUCUGGUGUUUUAGAUCAACUCAAUUCAAUUAUUCAAAUUGAUUUGCAUGGGAACCCAUGGGAUUGCUCGUGCAAGAUUGUUCCAUUUAAACAGUGGGCCGUUAAGCUUGGCCCGGACGUCAUCGUUAGUGAUCUAAAAUGCGAAUCCCCUCCGGAGUCUUUUUCGCGGGAUUUUCGCUACAUUAGAAAUGAAUUAUUGUGCCCACGUCUCAAAGACGUCUUGCCCACUGCCCACUCCAAAAACAGCACUUUGUCUGUAGACACAGGGACCAGGCCCAACAACUAUCUGGAACCCAGCAGAGUGUCCAUCUCUGUUCUGGUGCCAGGUUUGCUGCUGGUGUUUGUCACAUCGGCAUUCACUGUCGUGGGGAUGCUUGUGUUUAUCUUGCGGAAUCGUAAGCGUUCAAAGCGAAGAGAUGGCAACUCCUCAGCAUCAGAGAUAAAUUCUUUACAGACUGUAUGCGACAGUUCAGCUUACUGGCAUAGUGGAUUCAACGCAGACGCACCGCAUAGGAAUUACGACUGUGGAGCUCACUCUCUUUCCGACAAGUAGCCUAAUAUGCUGCUUUGGCGUGCGUAAAGACAGCACAAACUGGAAUACAAAGUAAAGAAUUGCGCAAAUGAACUGCGUUCCGUUAAAAAACAGAAACGACUAGCGGGAAAGACGCAUCACCUACUGCAAAGCUUCUUAGUCGCUUCUGUCGGAAAUAGCCUAUUUUUUGUGUUCUUCAGUUGACUGUAGUUGUCAACUAGCACCUGCUACAGAACUGUGUAAUAUAUGUAAAGAUACCCUCCCACUACCCAGUUCAGACAUUUGCCGCAAUCAGACCGAACAUCUGAGAGAGGAGGACUUGGAAAUGGUGCACGAGCAUGAAUGUAAUGUAAAUAAAAACUGUAUCAUAUCUGCAUGAUUCGCAUGGUCUCAACACACACUGGGAUCCAUACCAUAGUUACAA
Engraulis encrasicolus (European anchovy) is the source of this 2458-nucleotide messenger RNA. Its product is annotated as SLIT and NTRK-like protein 1. The transcript has a single exon. Gene Ontology annotation, cellular component: glutamatergic synapse; postsynaptic density membrane; GABA-ergic synapse. Gene Ontology annotation, biological process: axonogenesis; regulation of presynapse assembly; positive regulation of synapse assembly. Bases 1 to 2055 code for a protein of 684 amino acids. Gene Ontology annotation, molecular function: protein binding. NCBI's taxonomy places the organism in Eukaryota, Metazoa, Chordata, Actinopteri, Clupeiformes, Engraulidae. The record is from RefSeq and is a predicted model, not a curated record.